AUGCCUGCCAUUGCUGAUAAAUUAGAACCUUUAUCUGUUGGCACCACUGGCAGAAGGUACGAACUCGUUGAGGAUGUGGUUAUUGAGGUGUCAACGCAAUUCAAGUUGGAAAGCUACAGUGCCCCCAACUCGGCUUAUUCAUCCCCUCCGUUGGGCAGUGGUGCGGCAGCAAAAAAGAAAGUCCAUGAUGGGGGGCGGGGGCUGAAUCGGAGCAAAUCCUGUGGUGAAGGAAGGGGUAGGGCACUGCCGCAUGGUCUUAUUGAGAAUAGAGUAAUGAUAUGGGAGAAAGGGCAUAAGCACAAAACAGAGGAGGGGAAAGCGAGGCGUUUCAGAUGUGGGGCACUGUGCUUGUUGCUACCAGUGCUGGGAGGGUUGGGGUUUAAGGUUGGGAAAGGGAAGGAAGAGAGAAAGGAAGAGGUAGAGGAAGGUGAGGAGGGAGGUGGGUGUAUAUCCAUUUCCAUAAGUCACAGUCGAGUUUCUUUGGAAAAAUUCGAAUGUGGCUCGUGGGCUUCGUCGGGCAUGGUGGCUCAUGAAGAUGGGGAAUCGAUGUCAGGGAUGGGGAGCCUUUAUUUUGACCUGCCAAUGGAAUUGAUAAGGAACAGCGUGGGUGCACGAACACAAUCACCAGCACAGACCGCGUUUGUAUUCGAUAGAGAUGGGGUGGGAGUUCAUCAUCUUCCUGUGUGGACCAAAGCAAAAUUGGCGGAGGAAUCGGGAGCUGCAUCUCCCUGCGUCAUUACCCCACGCUUGCGCAGAGCCAGAGAAGAGUUCAAUGCUCUUUUGGAGGCCCAUUGA
Messenger RNA from Cucurbita pepo subsp. pepo (vegetable marrow), 795 nucleotides. RefSeq lists its product as uncharacterized. Lineage: Eukaryota; Viridiplantae; Streptophyta; Magnoliopsida; Cucurbitales; Cucurbitaceae. The record is from RefSeq and is a predicted model, not a curated record. Gene Ontology annotation, biological process: photosystem I assembly; response to photooxidative stress. Gene Ontology annotation, cellular component: chloroplast thylakoid membrane.